Molecule: messenger RNA, 4497 nt
Organism: Closterium sp. Naga37s-1
Lineage: Eukaryota; Viridiplantae; Streptophyta; Zygnematophyceae; Desmidiales; Closteriaceae
Source: the annotation of a GenBank genome assembly
AUGCGCCUUCGAGUCGCGCUUCCCAGCCUACCGAAUCUCCGCAUUCGAGUCCCCACCAUGGCUGACGUCAUAAGGGGACUCAACAGACCGCACGGCACGCAGCAGCACGCGGCGGCACUUGCGCCGCGCCGCGCGGCUCCGUCGGCCGCCCCCGCGCGGACCGCUCAGGCGCUGCCAUUUCCGACUGGCCUCGCCUCGCCUCUCCUCGCUCGAGCCGCUCUCCCGUUAGCGUCGCGACUCUGCUUCGCUGCUGCCCCCGCCGUCAUCACCCCCGCCGGCUGCUUUCCCCGCUGCUCAUCCGCCCCUCACGCGCGCACAGGCUUUACCCGCGACCCUUCGUUUCCCGCGGAGUGGUCCAGACGGGGCACACCUGCUUUGCUCUCCGCGUUCCGCCCGCGCGGAGCAUGCCGCGCGCAGGCGCACGAUAGCGCGGCUUCUGUGUCGACUCCAGAAAGUUCCGCGGCAGCUCCCGCGGGGGAAGGCUCCGCGGAGCGCAGGGAUGGCGGAGCGGCGGAAGCGGCGGACGCCGCGGGGAGCGCGCAAGGGGAGCCGUUUUUGGUGCUCAACUUCUACCACUUUGCUGACGUGGAGGAUGCCCAUGGUGACGUGGAGCGGCACCAUGCGUUCCUACAGGAGCGGGACAUCCGAGGGCGGAUAUACAUCAGCCACCAGGGCAUCAACGCGCAGCUCAGCGGCCCAGCCUCACAUGUGAUGGACUAUGCACACUGGGUGCGCAGCGACCCGCGCUUUGCGGGUGUGCCGCUGCAGCUGUCGCCCUCCCCCAUCGGCCACGCCUUCCCGCGCCUCCGCCUGCGCUACAAGCCCGCCCUCGUGCAGGUCGCGGGAGGUAUGGAGCAGCUGUAUGCUCAUCUAUGUGCUGCCACGCCCCUGUCUCCUGCUGAGUGGCGCAGCAAGAUCGACCAGAUGCAGCGGGGGGAGGAGGGGGAGGGAGAGAGGGAGGGGGAGGGGGAAAGUGGGCCAAGGGGGUGGGGCGAGGGGCGUGGGGAGGAGGCAGUAGCGCGCACCAAGAAGAUUCUGCUGCUGGACGUGCGCAAUGGUGGGUGCCGCGUGCAAUGGUGGGUGGUUGCUGGCUACGAGUGGGACGUGGGCCAUUUGGCCGAGGUUGUGCCCCCCCCGCUUGACAACUUCACACACUGCAGACCUUCCUCAUCUCUCCUUCUCUCGCUCGCUCUCCCCUUCCCUCUCCCCCUCUCCCCCGCUUCUCCCACCAGGCUACGAGUGGGACGCUACGAGUGGGACGUGGGCCAUUUUGCCGGGGCUGUGCGCCCUCCGGUUGACAACUUCCGAUCCACUGAGUUCGGCCUGCAGGAGGAACACACUGAAGCCACCACCACAGAAGAGCAGCAGCAGGAGGAAGAGGAGGCAGAGGGGCAGGGGGCAUACGAUCCGUUAUCAGAAGCAGACAAGGAGGAGACAGAAGUGCUCAUGUAUUGCACGGGGGGCAUCCGCUGUGAUGUGUACUCCGCACUGCAUGUGUGUUCUUCCCCCACAGGCCGACUCAACAACCCCUCUCCUGCCUGCCAACCCUCUCCCACUCGUUUCCAGGAACACACUGAAGCCACCACAGCAGAGCAGCAGCAGCAGCAGCUUCAGCAGCAACAACAGCAGGAGGAAGAGGAGGCAGGGAGGCAGGAGGGGGCAUACGAUCCGUUAUCAGAAGCAGACAAGGAGGAGACAGAAGUGCUCAUGUAUUGCACGGGGGGCAUUCGCUGUGAUGUGUACUCCGCACUGCAUGUGUGUUCUUCCCCCACAGGCCGACUCUACAACCCCUCUCCUGCCUGCCAACCCUCUCCCACUCGUUUCCAGGAACACACUGAAGACACCACAGCAGAGCAGCAGCAGCAGCAGCUUCAGCAGCAACAACAGCAGGAGGAAGAGGAGGCAGGGAGGCAGGAGGGGGCAUACGACCCACUAUCAGAAGCAGACAAGGAGGAGACAGAAGUGCUCAUGUAUUGCACGGGGGGCAUCCGCUGUGAUGUGUACUCCGCACUGCAUGUGUGUUCUUCCCCCACAGGCCGACUCAACAACCCCUCUCCUGCCUGCCAACCCUCUCCCACUCGUUUCCAGGAACACACUGAAGCCACCACAGCAGAGCAGCAGCAGCAGCAGCUUCAGCAGCAACAACAGCAGGAGGAAGAGGAGGCAGGGAGGCAGGAGGGGGCAUACGAUCCGUUAUCAGAAGCAGACAAGGAGGAGACAGAAGUGCUCAUGUAUUGCACGGGGGGCAUUCGCUGUGAUGUGUACUCCGCACUGCAUGUGUGUUCUUCCCCCACAGGCCGACUCUACAACCCCUCUCCUGCCUGCCAACCCUCUCCCACUCGUUUCCAGGAACACACUGAAGACACCACAGCAGAGCAGCAGCAGCAGCAGCUUCAGCAGCAACAACAGCAGGAGGAAGAGGAGGCAGGGAGGCAGGAGGGGGCAUACGACCCACUAUCAGAAGCAGACAAGGAGGAGACAGAAGUGCUCAUGUAUUGCACGGGGGGCAUCCGCUGUGAUGUGUACUCCGCACUGCAUGUGUGUUCUUCCCCCACAGGCCGACUCAACAACCCCUCUCCUGCCUGCCAACCCUCUCCCACUCGUUUCCAGGAACACACUGAAGCCACCACAGCAGAGCAGCAGCAGCAGCAGCUUCAGCAGCAACAACAGCAGGAGGAAGAGGAGGCAGGGAGGCAGGAGGGGGCAUACGACCCACUAUCAGAAGCAGACAAGGAGGAGACAGAAGUCCUCAUGUAUUGCACGGGGGGCAUUCGCUGUGAUGUGUACUCCGCACUGCAUGUGUGUUCUUCCCCCACAGGCCGACUCAACAACCCCUCUCCUGCCUGCCAACCCUCUCCCACUCGUUUCCAGGAACACACUGAAGCCACCACAGCAGAGCAGCAGCAGCAGCAGCUUCAGCAGCAACAACAGCAGGAGGAAGAGGAGGCAGGGAGGCAGGAGGGGGCAUACGACCCACUAUCAGAAGCAGACAAGGAGGAGACAGAAGUCCUCAUGUAUUGCACGGGGGGCAUUCGCUGUGAUGUGUACUCCGCACUGCAUGUGUGUUCUUCCCCCACAGGCCGACUCAACAACCCCUCUCCUGCCUGCCAACCCUCUCCCACUCGUUUCCAGGAACACACUGAAGCCACCACAGCAGAGCAGCAGCAGCAGCAGCUUCAGCAGCAACAACAGCAGGAGGAAGAGGAGGCAGGGAGGCAGGAGGGGGCAUACGACCCACUAUCAGAAGCAGACAAGGAGGAGACAGAAGUCCUCAUGUAUUGCACGGGGGGCAUUCGCUGUGAUGUGUACUCCGCACUGCAUGUGUGUUCUUCCCCCACAGGCCGACUCAACAACCCCUCUCCUGCCUGCCAACCCUCUCCCACUCGUUUCCAGGAACACACUGAAGACACCACAGCAGAGCAGCAGCAGCAGCAGCUUCAGCAGCAACAACACGAGGAGGGGGCAUACGACCCACUAUCAGAAGCAGACAAGGAGGAGACAGAAGUCCUCAUGUAUUGCACGGGGGGCAUUCGCUGUGAUGUGUACUCCGCGCUGCUCCGACAGCAGGGCUUUAAGCGCCUCUACACGCUCGAGGGCGGCGUCGCCCGGUACAUGCGCGAGCAGGGCGGCGAGCACUGGAACGGGCGGCUUUUUGUGUUUGACUCGCGGCUGGCUGUGCCGCCCAGGGAUUAUCAGGUCGGCGGGAAGGUGCUGCGGGCGGCGGAGGAGGGGGUGGAGAGGAUUGGGGAGGUGUUGGGGGAGGUGAUGAUGGGGGAGGAAGUGGGGGAGGAGGAGGAGAGUGUAGGGUGUCAGAGGUGUGGAGGGCGGUUGGAGGAGGUGAAGCAUCGCAACUGUGCCAACUCAGAUUGCAACGCCCUCAUUCUGUUCUGCUCCAAAUGCGCCCAAGCAAUGAAUGGCGCCUGCAGCACAGAGUGCGCCGCUGCCCCCCGCCUGCGCCCCUUCCUCGUCCGCCCGGAGCCCUACCAGCGCCUGCACACCUACCUGCCCUCCGCGGCUCCCCCUCGCCCCCCGGGCUACGUGUCCCGCCGCGCCCUGAAGCGGCGAGCUCGCAAGGCCAGACGCCUUGCUGCUGCAGAGGCGGGUGAGGGGCAGGGGGCAGGUGAGGGGAGGGAGGUGGAUCAAGAGACGGGUCGGGGGCGGGAGGUGGAUCAAGAGACGGUGCGUGUCUCGUCGCGCCCUCAAACGGCGGGCUCGCAAGCCCCCCCCCCACACCUGGCUGCUGCAGAAGGAGGUGAAGGGCAGGGGGGAUUGAAGGGAGGGAGAUGGCGCCCCUCCCCGUCCUCCCUUGCCCCCCGGGUACGUGUCCCCACGGGGUACGUGUCCCCACGGGGUACGUGUCCCCACGGGGUACGUGUCCCCCCGGGGUACGUGUCCCCCCGGGGUACGUGUCCCGCUGCACCCUCAAGCGGCGAGCUCGCAAGGCUUGACACCUCGCUGCGGCACAGGCGGGCGAGGGACAGGAGGUGGGUGGAAUGA